Dacryopinax primogenitus is the source of this 2653-nucleotide messenger RNA. RefSeq lists its product as uncharacterized. The transcript has 8 exons. The record is from RefSeq and is a predicted model, not a curated record. Gene Ontology annotation, molecular function: microtubule binding. The coding region runs from base 1 to 2496 and encodes 831 amino acids. NCBI's taxonomy places the organism in Eukaryota, Fungi, Basidiomycota, Dacrymycetes, Dacrymycetales, Dacrymycetaceae.
AUGGCACGCCGAGACUCCCAGCGACCAGACCCCCUGGACGAUUAUGUACAACGCCCUCCCAUUGCUAAGAGCACUAGCGAACGUGAGCGGAUGAUAGCUGAACGUACGCUGGAAAGCCAUCUAUCUGUGGUCUACCAGCCCUCGCCCGCCGGCACCGACGACGACCUGUCCGUCGAGUACGGGCGAACCAGACCCCUCUCACCUGUUAACCACGAGGCCUCUUUCAUGUCGUUCUCUGCUCAAGCACCGCCUCAUAUCGCUGCGGAUUACUCCCACAUGAUAGAUGAUCGAUUUGGUCCAGUCGGAUUGGACGAUUCCCUGGGCCUCACCGGACUCGACAUAUCCAAGUCGUCAGCAGGACACCACAUGGCCAACGUCACAUUGCACGCCGGCUUCGGGGGCAAAGCAACAAGCCCCACCGCGUCAAACAUUGCCUUCGAGCCAUCCAGAGAUGUCGACGACAUCAAGAAAGGUGGACACAUGUGGGCCCAGAAUGGCAGGGAAAUUCAUGACAAUUCUCCUCGUGCCACUCGUUCAGGACGUCGAAAACUUGUAGAGGCGUUGCCAUCUAAUUUCAGUCCAAAGCGUGUCGCUGCAGAUCUCCCGCGAAAACACCCGUUGAUGAUGGAGUCACCCAAGUACCCUACACGUGCCACAAGGACGUCGCAUGAGAAAGGAAACGGUGUGAGCUCCCCCUUGCAGAGUCCGGAAGACGGGCCGAGCAGCGCUUUUGGACGUCAUGCCAGAACUCUGCGGCAUGAUAUGGGACUUGCCAAUGCUGGCUCAGAACAACUUCCCAAAGUUGCGUCACGUCCGUCAAAAUAUGGCAAGGGUGAUAGCAUCCAACUUCCAGACCUCACGGGUCUCACAUCUGCAGUUGUAACCCCAGCGAAACCGCACGUAUUUUAUCUUCAAGCCCAAACACACUCGCCAAUGGAGAGAGAAGUGUUGGCAGAGCGACGUCGUCACUGUGAGGCGCAACAGCGCAUGUCCGCUCAUCGUGAUGAACUCGACCGACUUUCCGGGGAGGUGAUGGAGAAAGAAGCUGAAAUCGCCGAUCUUCAGUGUCAGCUCCGUACUGAAAGGGCGGGACGUUAUUCUCACACGAACAAUGGCUCCGAUCGUAUUGCUGAACUGGAGCGCCUACACUCGAACCUUGACUCGCUUCGGAUUGAACUGGUUCGAGCAGAGGAAACACUGCGGAAACAAGGCUCUGUUCUGGAAGAGCUGCGAUUAGAGAAGCAACGAGAUGAGGAGCGUCUCCGUGAUAUGCAGCGUGCCUACGAUCGUACUUUCCAGGACCUUCGUAGGAAACGCGAAGAAGUAGGCCGCCUCCAACGAGAUGUUGCUCGGCUCAAAGCCCAUUAUGAGAAUAUGAAGGCCUUGUGGAAUCGUCAUAUUAAGGAGCAGCAACAGCAUCAACCGGAGACAAUGGGCCAAGAGGGCAUCGAGCAAGAUGAUUCUUCCGUCGACGAUGCAGGCGAGUCGCCGUACGCACCAACUGCGCCAGCCUGGCGCACCGAACGUAGGCAACUAAGCGCAGUGACGGAAGAAGAUGACGAAGACCUGCAAGACCAUCCGGACGAGGCGCAUGGUGGUCCCGCCGUGCCAGAGAUGUCCACCGGCAGCGUCUCUUCCCUCGGUACACCGGUUGAUCCACCCGAACCAGACUCCCCACGCUUCAACCAAUCAUUCCACAAUACGAGCAUCGUGUCGGAUCUUGCUGGGCCCUCUCAAGGGCGACAAAAACCCCUCACGUCGGCCGGCGAUGUCGCCGAUUUGGACGAUGAAGUAGCAGAGCGGCGGUCUUUCCGGAGCCUGGACAGUAUACAUGACAGCCCUCCCCUGAUGGCUCAGUCUCGACUCCCGGAGCCACGUCAACGUCCUUCAAGUGCACCUCCACUCUCGUCUCGACUCACGGGAAAUCGACAGCCCCUCCAGCCGCACGUAACAACAUCCCUACAAAAUGCCCCUGUGCCGCCUUCGUCGUUACAAGAUUCAACCCUGCCCCGUCCUCGUCUGAAAGAUGAACGUGUGGAGAGGCUUUUCCACGUGUCAGGUGUCCACGAUGCUGUUCAUUGUUGGCGAUGCCAAGAGCCUCAUGAAGGAACCUCUCAAGGACGGGGCUCGACAUGUGCAGUUAAUAUUCCCUCCCUUGUGCAUCGCAUGGGCGAAGGACAUGAAGCUAUCUCAAUCAUAGUCAUACGUGCCCUUGAGGAGGAACAACGAAGACGAGCCUUGACACACGCCGAUGAUGGUCGUACCUCUCAGGAGCUCCUAACCAACGCUAUCAAAGACAUGGAGGGUGACUUCACCCAUUACAGGUCGGUCUAUUCGGAGCUCGCAGAGCAAUACGGGGUAAUCGCACCCAAGAACCGUAUCAGGCGGAAUAUUCUUGCAGAACAUCUAGGUGAAGUGAUUAGUAUACUUGAGAGAAAGGGUGAUCUUAUUGCCACCCUUUAUGACUCGCUUGGAAAUAUUCAGCGAAGCCAGUAAGGAAGACAAUCACAUAAACAAAGGAGGGGGUUACCGAGGCAAGAACUUGUGGUGGCAUUCAUUAUUCUCUUUUCAGCUUCUUCUGCCGAUGCGCACUUUUUCCAUUUAGCACUGUGAAUGGCCUGGGAUUGCCGGGCCGGACUUUAUCUACUCUUGC